AAUUCUACUAGUCGUAAAAAACAUGGGAAAAAAAUAACAGUAGUGGAUCCAGAAAUUGCUAAACGAAAAGCGAAAAGAAACGCACAAGUACAACGUACCAAAGAUGCAUGGAAAAAUUUUAAAUGGAAAUGCGCUACAUGCCAAUUGGAAUGCCCCUCUGUAGAAAAUUUACGUAAACAUUUCACAGAUGAACAUAAACAGAAACCAGUUUAUAGUUGUACAGAAUGUUCAAAUACGUACGAUGUAUUCACAUCUUUCAAAAAGCAUGUGAAGAAACACAGGGAUAAAUAUACAUAUAAAUGUGACAUCUGCUCAAUGUACUUUUAUCAACCAUAUCUAUUAAGAAAUCAUUUACGAAGUCAUUCCGAUGAAAAGAACUAUACAUGUCCAGAAUGUGGAAAUAAUUUUAAAGCUGCUGUUUAUUUACAAAGACAUUUACGAUUACAUCAACCAGAUUUAAGGUUUAAGUAUGAAUGUGAUAUUUGUGGAAAGAAAUUAACAACCUCUUCAAGUUUAUUAAGUCACCAGAAAACAGUACAUUUAGGUAAACGAGAAUUUAGUUGUGAACAAUGUGGAAAAAUGUUUUUUAGAAAAACUGAAUUACAAAGUCAUUUAAAUACAGCACAUUCAGAUGCUAAACCAUUUACUUGUGAUCAAUGUCAACGAUCGUUCAAAACUCGACAUAUAUUAAGAGUUCAUUUACAAGUGCAUAGAGAACAAAAACCACAUGCGUGCGAAGUAUGUGGAAAACGAUUUACAAGAAAAGGAACUUUAGCACUUCAUUCAUCUGUUCAUACUGGUGUUUUGGAUUUCGAGUGUGAAUAUUGCCAUAAACGAUUCCGAACAAAACGUUUUUUAAAGGUCCACAUCAGACAACAUACAGGCGAACGUCCUUAUUCAUGUGUGGAGUGUAACCAUCAUUUCGCCAACAGCUCAAAUUAUAUCAAACAUAUGCGAGGGAAACAUGGAGUGAUGAGUACAAGAAAAAAUGAACCAACGAUUAUUGAAAAUAAUAAAUUGGAAAAUGUUUAAAAAUAUUCAUACAUUUUGGUUCUUACAUUAAUUUUUUUGA
Molecule: messenger RNA, 1072 nt
Organism: Chrysoperla carnea
Lineage: Eukaryota; Metazoa; Arthropoda; Insecta; Neuroptera; Chrysopidae
Product: gastrula zinc finger protein XlCGF49.1-like
Exons: 6
Coding region: 316-1032 (238 amino acids)
Source: RefSeq, a predicted model, not a curated record